Molecule: messenger RNA, 1296 nt
Organism: Linum tenue
Lineage: Eukaryota; Viridiplantae; Streptophyta; Magnoliopsida; Malpighiales; Linaceae
Source: the annotation of a GenBank genome assembly
CCUCCAAAUUGUGCCGUAUCUCACCGCUUCCCGCGGGUACCUAAAUUAGGGUUGUGGAGCUACCGGACGGAAAUCGAACUCUUAACUCAAAGAGUUCCAAAGCCUUUGCCUCCUCUUCCUGUCGUCCUUUGCUCUGGUUAUUUGUCCGACCUCGAGUUCUUUCAUCGGUCUAACGCAUCCAUCGUUCGCCUCCGAUCGCACAGGAAAAUGGGCGCAAAGGCUAAGAAAGCUCUGAAAACUAAGCUGAAGAAGGUCGCGGCUGCAUCCCAAGCCGCUGAGAAGAAAGCAGCAGCAACUACUGCCGAUUUCCUUCCACUGGAAGGUGGAAAAGGGCGAAAGAUACCGGAAGGGAAGCAGCCGGAAGGAAGUACUGCCAAGGCUACCGUAUUGUACAUUGGUCGGAUUCCUCAUGGUUUCUAUGAGAGCGAAAUGGAAGCUUACUUUUCACAAUUUGGCAAGAUUAAGAGAUUGAGAGUUGUCAGGAACAGGAAGACUGGAAAAUCCAAGCACUAUGGAUUCCUUCAAUUUGAAGAUCCUGAGGUAGCGGCAAUUGUAGCGGAUUGCAUGCAUAAUUAUCUUCUGUUUGAGCAUCUUCUGCAAGUCCACCUUAUCCCACAGGAGCAAGUUCAUCCAAAAUUGUGGAGGGGUUACUUUAAAUACCGACCAGUGGACCGGGUAAUGAUUCAACGUAAGAGGCAGAACAAGGAGAGAACUCUCGAUGAGCACAAAAAAUUGGUGCAAAAGAUUACAAAGCAGAGUAAGAAGCGACAAAGAACCAUAGAAGCCGCUGGGCUUGAUUAUGUCUGCCCUAAAAUUGUAGGUGAAAUGUUACAGGCUCCAAAGAAGAUCAAGUUUGCUGAAGACUAGGCCCAUUCCAGAACUUCAGGUGGUGGUUUUUCGAGGUUUUCUGCAGGAGAUUGAGAAUUCAGAACACAGUGCUGGUGUAUUUCUGAAGUAGGGUUGAGGUAGUCUUGACAGUGGCAAUUCCUGUGGUUGAUACAGAAAUAGAAGAUGAAGGAAGCGCCUCAAAAGGGUAGGUAUUUUUGUAAGACAUGUUGUGGCCUUUCAAAAAGACGAUUAUAGGUGCGAUAUGGUAAUUUAGACUGCUCGUAUUUCGUGUUAAUGAAUCAAACUAAAUGCCCUUUCCAGUGAGCAAAUAUUGGUACACUUGAUGGCAUUCUAUUUUAAGCACUCUGGUAGCCGAACGAAAUAGCACAACCAAAAUGGCAAAAUGGACCAAAUCGACCCGACCCUCUAUAUUGUGGUCAGAUAUAAAUUGAUUUGGUUAGUUGUCAA